AUGAAGCGUAAUCGAUUUGUCUCAUCAUCACGUCGUAAAGCUCGUAAGCGUUAUUUUACUGCACCAUCACAUGUUCGACGUCGUUUAAUGAGUGCGCCAUUGAAUAAGGAAUUGAGAAGACGUUAUAAUGUUCGAAGUAUACCUCUUCGUAAAGAUGAUGAAGUAGCAAUUACACGUGGUCAUUUUAAAGGUCAACCGUCGGGUAAAGUAACACAAGUUUAUCGAAAAAAAUUUGUUGUUCAUAUCGAACGAAUUACACGUGAAAAAGCUAAUGGCAAUGUUCAAAUAACAAAAUUGAAAUUAGAUCGUGAUCGUCGACGUAUCUUAGAACGUCGUGCUAAAUCGAAAGUGGGUGCUAAAGGCAAACAUACUGAAGAAAGUAUUCAGCAAACAUCAACCACUGCACCUAUGGAAACAUCGUCAUAA
Molecule: messenger RNA, 426 nt
Organism: Rotaria socialis
Lineage: Eukaryota; Metazoa; Rotifera; Eurotatoria; Philodinida; Philodinidae
Source: the annotation of a GenBank genome assembly